UCUUAAUCCCGUUCCGAUGCCUACUGACUCGCAAAUGGGGACGUGGAAAGCUCCGUAGUUGGGGGUUGCAGGUCCUUGGGCCAGGGGUGACUAGAUUCUAAGGGGGAGUCGUGUGCUUUCUGAGGCUUUCCACAGGGCUGGGUGUGUGCUGGGAGGAGGACGUGCGUCCCUCCUGCUGCACGGUUUGUGCGCGUGCGGGAGAGCCCGCCUGCCAGGCGAGGAAAGUCGGGGUUGCAGCCCCAGCCCCGAGGCCGGGCCCCCGCCGGAGCCCAGGGCCGGCGAGUGCUGUGUCGGGUUUACCUCGAGCCGGAACCGACCUGGAGCUGCUCGGCCAGGGCAGCAGGGGCAGCGGAAGCCGGGCUACCCCGGAGUGGCAGGGCCUGUAAGAGACGCCGACCGGCCCGUCGCUUUGUGCGGAUGAGGAGACGGGAGUUUCCCGGGCCUCGGGGUGGGGGGGGGGCUGGCCACGAAGCCGGAGACUGGAGCCCAGUCUCCGAAAACCAGGCCGGUUCUCUUCCAGCAUGGUCUCAACGGCUCUGUCCGGGGUGAUGGGUAGUAUGUGUGCUGUGUAAAGACAAUAUUUAAACCCCACAUUUCCCACGCAGUCCUGACCACAGCGUGCUAACCCAGCUCCAGGGCAGCAGACGACAAAAAAGCCCCACUGUCCCGAAACGCGCGGCUUUAACCCCUGGGUUAAAUGGUCCCCUAGCUAGCUCUGCCUCGCAUUAUAAAUUCAGUUAGACUUAGUGCGUAUGCAAUGUAGGCUCAUUACAAAUCCAGCGCGCUUCCAGGCUUUGAGUGCACGAUACAAACAGCCCCAGCCUUCCAGGGCCCACAGCCUGACUAAAGGUUUGGAUAAGUAGCCUGACGGUGAGAAAGGAAACUGCUAUCAUGCCAGAGGCAGCCCUUGCCAGCUGGGGUUAGAGAUAGGUGACUCUACUCAUCCCUUCUCCAGACACCCAGAGAAGUGUCCAAGCGGACCCCCACUCUUGCUGUGUGGAGGCAACCAGCAAAUGAGGGGCUGGCUGCAGAGUUGGAUGGAGUUAGGCAGCCUCAGGAGUGGAGGUGCUUGGCUCAGCUCCGAAGGUGCCAGGUGACGGGAGGGUGGGCAUCUCCGGGACUUUGGGGAGCCCCUGAGGCAGCUGGCGAGCUGGGACAAGGAUGUAGCCGAAGAGCAGGGAGCAGCGGCGGGAGACAGAUAAAGCAUGAGUCCCAAGGGCCCUCACCAGCUGCAGGCAGGCAAUCAGGAGCCCAGCGCUGGAGACCCCACCCCGCUGUGACAUCACUGCGGGGGGGUGGAGACUAAUAAAAAGGGGGUCCCCCGCCCUGGCCUCGUACUCUUGGCAGGCUGAGUGUCAAGAGCAGAGCGAGCCUGGCACUGGGCUGGGGUGCCUGGCCGACCCUCCAGACUCCCGUCCGUGUCCCCAUCCCUCCCGAGGCUGCUGUCGGGCCCCUCCGGGUGUCCCCAGCCCUGUGGCAGCAUGAACUGCAUCUCAGACUUCUUCACCUACGAGACCACCAAGUCGGUGGUGGUGAAGAGCUGGACCAUCGGGGUCAUCAACCGGGCCGUCCAGCUUCUGAUCAUCUCGUACUUCGUGGGGUGGGUUUUCCUGCACGAGAAGGCGUACCAAGUGCGCGACACAGCCAUCGAGUCCUCGGUAGUGACCAAGGUGAAGGGGUUCGGCCACUAUGCCAACCGAGUCAUGGACGUGUCCGACUACGUCACCCCACCCCAGGGCACCUCUGUCUUCGUCAUCAUCACCAAGAUGAUCGUCACUGAGAACCAGAUGCAGGGCUUCUGCCCAGAGAGUGAAGAGAAGUUCCACUGCGCGACUGACAGCCAGUGCCGGCCGGGGCGCUUCGCCAGUGGGGGCAUCCUCACCGGCCGCUGCGUGAACCUCAGCUCCGAGCUGCGCUCCUGCGAGGUCCGGGGCUGGUGCCCCACAGAGGUGGACACGGUGGAGAGGCCCGUCAUGAUGGAAGCCGAGAACUUCACCAUCUUCAUCAAGAACAGCAUCCGGUUCCCGCUCUUCAACUUCGAGAAAGGCAACCUCCCGCCCGACCUGACUGCCAGCGACAUGAAGACCUGCCGCUUCCACCCCGACAGGGCCCCGUUCUGCCCCAUCCUGCGUGUGGGGGACGUGGUCAGGUUUGCGGGGCAGGAUUUCGCCAAGCUGGCUAGCACGGGCGGAGUUCUGGGCAUUAAGAUCGGCUGGGUGUGCGACCUGGACAAGGCCGAGGAGCAGUGCAUCCCUAAGUACUCCUUCACCCGGCUGGACGGGGUCUCCGAGAAGAACAGCGUCUCCCCCGGAUACAACUUCAGGUUCGCCAAGUACUACAAGAUGGAGAAUGGCAGCGAGUACCGCACGCUCAUGAAGGCCUUCGGCAUCCGCUUCGACGUGCUGGUGUACGGUAACGCCGGCAAGUUCAACAUCAUCCCCACCAUCAUCAGCUCCGUGGCCGCCUUCACCUCCGUGGGAGUGGGCACCGUGCUCUGCGACAUCAUCCUGCUCAACUUCCUCAAGGGCGCGGACCAGUACAAGGCCAGGAAGUUUGAGGAGGUGAAUGAGUCCACGCUGAGGGGCCCCAGCCCCACGCACCCCCUGGACCAGGCCACCGAGGAGAAGCAGUCCACAGACUCCGGCGCCUACUCC
Heterocephalus glaber (naked mole-rat) is the source of this 2654-nucleotide messenger RNA. It is a transcript of the gene P2rx3, whose product is annotated as purinergic receptor P2X 3. Gene Ontology annotation, molecular function: purinergic nucleotide receptor activity; extracellularly ATP-gated monoatomic cation channel activity; ATP binding. NCBI's taxonomy places the organism in Eukaryota, Metazoa, Chordata, Mammalia, Rodentia, Bathyergidae. Gene Ontology annotation, cellular component: plasma membrane. The record is from RefSeq and is a predicted model, not a curated record. Gene Ontology annotation, biological process: response to ATP; calcium ion transmembrane transport.